GAAACCAUUUUUUACGUUAGAGUUAUCUCUCUUUAAGCAGUACUUUGAACAGUAUUUUGAAAGUGAAAGUAAAAUUACUUCCCUUGAUUAACUCCUCGUGGUAAAGUUUAUCAGUACAAAAAAGUCAGAAGCAUGUGGCUAAUUUUUCACGGACAAAUUUUUAGGCAGAUUUAGAUCCCCCACAGAUUUUUUACCUCUUCCGAGAGUUAUGUUUUGCGUCAAUAAAGAUUAUCGAUAUAGCGUUUAACAUUACAGUAAAAAAUCUGCGACCAUGGAUCAAGAAAAUCAGGACGACAAAUGGGUCUUAGACAAAGGUACAGAAAAGGAUCAAUUAGAAAACCCUCGUAUACGGCAGUUGACAGAACGGGGUAAAGAACAAUAUGAAUUAAAUGUUUAUAACUUUACCAAAGAUCUAAGAAGAGUUAGUUUAACGAUUGAUGAACAAAUUCACUCAUUUGUAAAUCAAGAAGAUAACAAGGUAACUACAGAAAGUACCAUAAGACUAAAAAAUGAUUUGGAACAAAAUAACAAAAACUAUCAAACAAUAUCCAGAGAAUUCUUGGAAUAUUUAGACCGGUCAAGGUGUCGAGAAAGCAUUCAGGAAAUAUCAGCUCACAAAUUAGUCUCAAAAACAUUAUCAGAGAAGGUACAAUAUGCAAUAAGUAUUAUUGAUGAAACACUAUCAAAAUGUACUGGUAGUCAGAAGGAACCUGCACAGAGGGAUAAAAUAACAUCCUCUCAACACAAUUCAAGUCGAUCGCAUAGAUCGUAUGCAAGCAACAGCAGCCAUGGUAGCAGACAAAGUUCAUAUCUCAGACAAAAAAUGAAGUCUGAAGCAGCAAAAUGCCGAUUAGAGUUUGCAGAACAGGAAGCAAAACUACAAUUAGAAAAAUCCAAAAUUGAGGAAGAAGAGUGCAUAACAGCGAUGAAGCAUGCUAGACAAAAGAAGAAUUUAGAAAUCGACAUUAAUCUUUUAGCGGCUAAACGGGACGCGAUGGAGGCACAAGCGGAACUGCAGGUAAUUGAUGAGGAGUUCAAUUCAGAAACAGGAUCUACAAGUAGUAGGUCAAGUGUAAAACUAGCAUCAGAAAAACUACAUCGAACGAAACAAUACAUCAUCCAACAAUCAUCACUAUCUUCAAGUGCACAAAAGAUUGAAACUGUUAUCGAAAAAGAAAAAGAAAACAACACUAAUGAAUUGAUCACUAAAGAGAAAAACAAUUUCUUAGAGUACAAUCAUCCACAAGAGCCUGAGCUGGUCGAAAAUACAACCAAGUAUUCAGUCGAAAACAAUAUUGAUGUUGCAAUGGUUACAGUUAGUAAAUCAAGUGAAAAGCAAGAAGUACUUGAAACAGGAGAAACUGAUAUAGCUCAAGAAAUAUUAAUAGACAGUUCAAACAUUUCUAGUGCUUUGCAAGUAACUACUAAUCCAGUCUUACAACAAGAAACUAAUCCUCAAUCAUUCUCUUGUCCUGUAAGUAAUACUGAAACUAGGCGUGAUGCCGCAAUAGACUAUAACAACAAUGCUAAUCUGAAUGCCGCUACAGAAUUUGCUAGACUUUUUAUGAAGAAGGAGCUUUUACUUUCUCGAUUAACAUCAUUCACCGAUAAUCCAGAGAACUAUCUUAUAUGGAAAGCCAGUUUCCGUAGCAUUAUGCAUGACCUCCAAGUAACUCCGUCUGAAGAAAUGGAUCUCCUAAUUCGUUGGUUAGGACAAGAAUCUAGCAAACAAGCUAUUAGAUUGAGAGCAUCUAACACACAUGAUCCUAAGAAAGGCUUAGAAAGAAUCUGGAAUAGAUUGGACGAAAGAUAUGGUUCUCCUGAACUAAUCGAGUCAACUUUAAAGGAUAAGAUUCUCAAGUUUGGAAAAAUGAACAACACUGACAAUAAACGCUUGUAUGAACUUGGUGAUCUUUUAGCAGAAAUAGACUCCGUAAAAGAAGACCCUAAAUACAGCACAUUGUUAGGCUACUUUGAUUCCUCUUCUGGGGUGAACCCAAUUGUAAGCAAGCUACCACAUUUUCUACAGACAAAAUGGACAGACCGGGCUGUAAGGUACAAGUUGGAGAAACAUGUUGUAUAUCCACCAUUCAAAGUAUUUGUUUACUUUAUACAAGAAAUGAGUACAAGACUAAACGAUCCAAGUUUCAACUAUGACAAGAACCCAACAGGAAAUAAUGACAAACAAGGUCAAUACAACAGGCCAAGGAACUAUAACAGUGUGUCUACAAAGAAAACUGAAGUGGCUCAGAAAAGUGGAAAUACAUGGAAAAGAGAAACUAAAUUUGGCUGUCCACUUCAUGAACAAUCAAACCAUUCAUUAAACGAAUGUAAACAGUUUAGACGGAAACCUAUCGACGAAAGAAAAACAAUUAUUAUGCAAAAUGGUAUAUGCUUUAAAUGUUGCAAUGGGAAACACUUAGCAAGAAACUGCAAUGAAAAUCAACCAUGCAAGCAGUGUCAAUCAAAAGGUCAUCCAGAUGCUCUUCAUAUUGAAAAAGGGCCAAACCCUACUACUGGGCAUGGCGGGGAACAGAAUCAGUCAGAUGGCAAACCAGCUAAUAAGGUUACUACUGCAUGUACGCAGAUCUGUGGUGACAGUUUUAAAGGACGUUCCUGCGCUAAAACUGUUCUGGUAAAGGUAUACCCUAAUGGUCAGCCUGAGAAAGCCAUUAGAGUAUAUGCAAUUCUGGACGAUCAGAGUAAUAGAACUUUGGCUACAUCUCAGUUCUUUGAACUUUUCAACAUUAACAGUCAGAAAAUAGAGUACACACUUUCUUCAUGUGCUGGAAGCAUGGUAGUCUCCGGACGUAUGGCUUGUGAUUUCACAGUAGAAUCGUUUGAUGGAAGUAUGAGUUUGGACCUUCCACCCUUAAUAGAGUGCAAUGACAUACCUAAUGUAAGAGAAGAAAUACCAACUCCAAAUGUGGCAUUCUUUCAUGAUCAUCUUCGAUCAAUUAGUAGUAUGAUUCCACCAUUAGAUUCAGAUGCUCAGAUACUUUUACUUAUAGGAAGAGACUUGGGUGAGGCACACCAUGUGUAUGAUCAAAGAACUGGGCCACAGCGUACACCUUAUGCACAGAAAUUAGCAUUAGGUUGGGUUGUGAUUGGUGAGACGUGUCUUGGCAAGGUCCAUGUACCUGAUAAAGUAAAUGUGAACAAGACGUUUGUUUUACAAAACGGAAGGACAUCAAUUUGCAAACCAUGCACUAGUGACAUAACAAUCAAGGAACAGAAUUCUAUAGACUUUAUAGAAUGUGAAGGACAUACGGCAGAUUCCAUAUAA
Mytilus californianus (California mussel) is the source of this 3286-nucleotide messenger RNA. RefSeq lists its product as uncharacterized. The transcript is spliced from 2 exons. Lineage: Eukaryota; Metazoa; Mollusca; Bivalvia; Mytilida; Mytilidae. The record is from RefSeq and is a predicted model, not a curated record. Bases 272 to 3286 code for a protein of 1004 amino acids.